AUGAAAGAAAGGUCAAUUAAUUGGAUGACGGAGAUAGUGGAAAUGGAGAAACUGACUGAUUAUACAUGUAAUCCGGAAUAUCUAUCCGAAUCGAAUAGGCUCAUGACUGAAAAAGAAACAUUCAUCAAAACGGUCUUGAAUGAUUAUCUGAUACCUGGACCUGACGAUACAAACAUAAAUGUAGAGGGAAUUGGGAUGGUUGAAGUUGGAGGUCUAAAGAAGUACCCACAUGUCCUAUUGUCCCAAGCUUUCAACUUGAAAAUGCGGAUGACUGCGUAUUGCAAUAAUAUUAUAGAUUUGCAUUUGCAGCUGAGUGUUUCAAACCUUGUGAACAAGGACUUUGAGAUGGAGAUUAUGAAUGAGCUACUGGGACCAAACAAUGGUGGUGGGAUUGAGAGGAUGCUGGAGGAACCUCCAUCAAUUGCAGUGAAGCGCCAGAAGCUCAUCAAGAGCAUCAAAAAGCUCAAGGAGUCUAAAGAAGUUGUGUGUAAGAUCAUGGACGACAUGUUUAAUUACGCCGAAUACCUCGUGUGA
Prunus armeniaca (apricot) is the source of this 534-nucleotide messenger RNA. Lineage: Eukaryota; Viridiplantae; Streptophyta; Magnoliopsida; Rosales; Rosaceae. The record is from the annotation of a GenBank genome assembly.